Molecule: messenger RNA, 1389 nt
Organism: Chanos chanos (milkfish)
Lineage: Eukaryota; Metazoa; Chordata; Actinopteri; Gonorynchiformes; Chanidae
Gene: cep55l
Product: centrosomal protein 55 like
Exons: 8
Coding region: 1-1389 (462 amino acids)
Biological process (GO): mitotic cytokinesis; regulation of phosphatidylinositol 3-kinase/protein kinase B signal transduction; establishment of protein localization
Cellular component (GO): midbody
Source: RefSeq, a predicted model, not a curated record
AUGGCAACAAGAGGCACCAAAGAAACGAUUGUUAAUAAGCUGGGUUUUAAAAGCAAUGGCUCUAAGUCUCUUGAAGCGGAGCUUGAAAAACUCAAAAAGGAGAAUGCACAUUUGAAAAGAUCAUUGGAUGAGAUGUCUAAGCGAAACGGAAAACACCCAGAUUCGGACAAAGCUAAGCUUUUGGAGAGAAUUCUGGCACUAGAGACACUGAGGGAAAAAAAUUCUCAGCAGUUGCUGGCCAAGGACCAGGAAAUAGGCACCCUGAGACAGCAGGUGCGUGCAGCGGGAGGGGAGGUGGUCGCCUCACUGCAGUCUCAGCUGGAUCAAAAGAGAAAGGAGGCAGAGCAGCGAGAGAAACAGUUUCAGUCUCUCUCACAGGAGACGGAGAACUUGAAAAACAAGUUGGUUGCUGUCACUGAGAGAUGUCAAGCACUUGAAAAACGGGACCCAAAGUUACAGGUCCCCUCCGGCGAUGUUGCAGUGGUCCAGGAACAACUGCGAGAUGCACUGGAGAAGAACCAGCACUGGCUUGUUUAUGACCAGCAGCGAGAGGCCUAUGUUAAGGGCAUCCUGGCCAGAACUGCGGAACUGGAGAGGCAGUUAAACCAAGCCAACCAAGCACUCCAAAAACAGCACAAAGAAAGCAAUUCAGAGGAGAAGUCCUCCGUAGCCACGCAGGAGCACUACGACAAACUUCUCCUGACGGCCAAGAAGGAGCUGGAGGCGGAGCGGGCCCAGUUGGGCCGGGUGCAGGCAGAGCUGGCCGAGAUGAGGGCCAAGCUGGAGGAGCGCUGCAGGGAGGUGGCCGAAGCUCAGGGGCAGCUCCAGGCCGAGAGGCAGAACAGCAGGCAGGCGCUGAGCGAGGAGAGGAAGUGCGGGUCCGACCGGGCGCAGAGGCUCCAGGCCGAACUGGAAAGCGCAGACAACAGGCUGGAGGAGGAGAGGAAGAGGACUGCUGAGCUGCUGUUGCAGGUGAAUCUCUUGCAAAAAUCCCUACUGAACCAGCACGAAGAGCAGAAACGAAUCGCUGUACUGGAGCAACAGAUCAAAUUGUCCGCCAAAGAUUUUGAGAACGAAAAGCUUGACCGUCAGAGUUUACAGCAGCAGCUGCAUAAAGUGUUGAAGGAGCUUCGCAAGGCCAGAGAUCAGAUCACGCGCCUGGAGUCUACACGGCAGCAGCGAGAGUCCCGGUUCUCUGAGCCAAGUUCCUAUGACAGGCUGGAGACGGAGCGAAUGACAAUUACAGAUGUCAUGUUGCCUGCAACAUCCCCGUCCAAAACGCCUAACCUGCUGGAUGAGAGUUUCCUGGAGUGUCCAAAGUGCAGGGCCCCUUAUCCCACAAGCCAGCACAGGGAGCUCCUGGCUCAUAUUGACUACUGUUUUGCUUAA